AUGACCUGCAUCUACACUGGCGAUUCAAUACAUCUCCUUGUCCAUGGAGGACGAGCCAGGGACGCUGGACGAUGGAUGCUGGACGCCUGGCCGGCAACAGAGCGGGAGCGGAAACGGAUGGUUGAGCCCUACGGAGUACUUGGUGCAGCAGGUAGUGCGUUGCGACCCGGUUGCGGCGACGUCAACGCCUACCACGGCAGACGGCUCAAUAGAUCCAAGUCAUACCGACGGCAUCCCGCGGCGGCGGAGAGCGACGCCCCCAGCACCUCAAAUGACUGGCGGGGGAACGGCUUGACGGCUUUUUCGUACGCGGCCAACAGGCUACCGGACUACGAAGUAUGGGACAUGCAGUUGAAGACGGAGACUCCCAACCGGGCCCUGGCAAGUUGCCAUCUGGGAAUGCUUCGUACAGCAUCUGCACCUUCGCUGUCUGUCUCAUUUGGGGCCCCUGUCAGGCCCCUCGCGUCUACUGGGGCAGGGCCCUAG
Molecule: messenger RNA, 486 nt
Organism: Colletotrichum orchidophilum
Lineage: Eukaryota; Fungi; Ascomycota; Sordariomycetes; Glomerellales; Glomerellaceae
Exons: 1
Coding region: 1-486 (161 amino acids)
Source: RefSeq, a predicted model, not a curated record